AUGACUCCCAACAACACAACGAGUACUCGGCCUCUUGCUAUUUCCUUCAGGACGAAUAGCUCACCUCCGAACGUGUUGGGAAGCACUGGAUCGGUAGUGUACGUCUGGAAUGAGGAGAACACAUGUGUGGCGUUUGUGACGUCCAUGUCCCAUGUGUACUGGAGGAAGGUUCCAGCGGGAGGAAUGGCGGAGAGGGGUGGAGGGAAGACGACGGACGUACCCAGAACAACUCUGGAUGUUGACUAUUCGACGCUUCUACCAACAAUUCCACCGAUCAUUACUGCCUUGGCAGGUGACCUUAAACGCAAUAGUAUCAGAUCUGAUCUUGUUCCUGUUGCUACACUCGUAGGGAAUGUGCUGGUCAACGUCAAAGUGACUGGGAUGCUUUUCACCACCGGUGAUCCGUUUUCGGACGUAGUACUCAAAGAAGUAGAAGUGAUCGUGAAGACAGUAGUGGGGGACGGCGGUUCCACAGGAAAAUUCCUGAGGGUCGGAAAUGGUGUAAAAGUACAACAGUUCGGACUUCGGAGGUCAUCUUUGCUCCGCACAGCGAGAGCUGCUUCGUGGGCUUUCGCCCGGCUACAGGAGGUUCGGAUUCCUGAGAUCUUCGAAACGACCCAGAUAGUCAUUAAUCGCAGUUUGGGGCAGUUAGAAGACGCUGGUGAUAGCGACGAAGAUGAUCUCUCUCGUGUCUUUCUUGGUGCUGCCUCAGACGGGCUGGAACACAUCUCACCCAUGCUGAAGUCUGAUUCCAUAGAGCCUGCGUCCAAGAAAGAAAAAGAGCGAUGGGGAGAGAUGGAAUGUAGUCGCCACUUCUCCACGGCGUCGCAACAUAUGUAA
Marasmius oreades (fairy-ring Marasmius) is the source of this 840-nucleotide messenger RNA. RefSeq lists its product as uncharacterized. Lineage: Eukaryota; Fungi; Basidiomycota; Agaricomycetes; Agaricales; Marasmiaceae. The record is from RefSeq and is a predicted model, not a curated record. The transcript is spliced from 4 exons. Bases 1 to 840 code for a protein of 279 amino acids.